AUGCUGACUCGCUACGUGAAGAUUCGUGAUGCAAUCAAGAUGGUCGCUGCUGUCGAAGACUUGCUUCCACGCCCGAGUACACACCGCCAGAUUGUCCAGCUUGUAAACAAGCUUGAAGAUCUUGACAGCAUCUGUGUCAAGCUUCAAUCAGAGGACUGUACGCUGGGCGAGGUGCGACGUCUUUUUGACACUGUCAUGGCAAAGUAUCCUGCCACCUCGCACCAUCUUGGCGCCUCCGCGAAAAUCGUGCAUUUACCCGUCUUUGAGGACGCAGUGGUCAAGUUGCUGUCGGACCGCGAGAUUAUUCAAGAGGAAGAAGAGAAUGUCGCUUGCUUUGCUUUGCCUGCCCCCCCCCCCUCCCAACGAGGCUCCAAGAAAUGUAGACUUCGCGACUAA
Molecule: messenger RNA, 396 nt
Organism: Phytophthora nicotianae INRA-310
Lineage: Eukaryota; Oomycota; Peronosporomycetes; Peronosporales; Peronosporaceae
Exons: 1
Coding region: 1-396 (131 amino acids)
Source: RefSeq, a predicted model, not a curated record